Molecule: messenger RNA, 546 nt
Organism: Aspergillus versicolor CBS 583.65
Lineage: Eukaryota; Fungi; Ascomycota; Eurotiomycetes; Eurotiales; Aspergillaceae
Exons: 1
Coding region: 1-546 (181 amino acids)
Source: RefSeq, a predicted model, not a curated record
AUGCCGCAUUUCCACCAUAAGAGACGCCACUCCUGGCCGUACUGCGGCUCGGGGAUGCGUCUUCGCGAACGGCGUAACCUGCCCAUCAUCACGGUGACAGCGCCAUCCGAUGGGUUCGACUCUGAAAGCCAGUUCAUGACGCCGGUCCAGUCUGGAGACCUGCUUGAGGAUGACGCCGCAUCUGCCGGGAUCAUUCGUUCUCAGCCAGCUCAUUCGCACCGACUUUGGCAUCACCCUAAAGACGGAGCAAAACAAAACCAGACCACCGUUGCCGCCGUCUCGCUGCGCAAGAUGAUGCAACCCCCACUGGACAGGGCGCGCUCACUCUUCGUUCUGCCCACGACUAUGUCCGGAGAAACAGUGCUGCUGCCGUACUGGGUUCAUCGGCUCUCCGCGCAUCCCAUAACCACCAACGAGAAGGGAAGACCUCAAGAUGGCGAGCGAGGCCGUCUGAUGAUCGAAAAAAACCACCGACGCUGCCACUCGGAGCGACCGCGGUCUUGGAAACAACCAAGUGAGAAGCUGUGGCCGCUAGCGGAGGAAUAA